This is a messenger RNA of Phyllotreta striolata, 3331 nucleotides long. NCBI's taxonomy places the organism in Eukaryota, Metazoa, Arthropoda, Insecta, Coleoptera, Chrysomelidae. The record is from the annotation of a GenBank genome assembly.
GUCAACCUGUGUCAACAUUGCCAUUUCUGACAAAAAACUGCCAUGAUUAUGUCAAAAUUGCCAAAUUGGUUACAACUUUCAAUAAGUGAGUCGUAAAUCGUUAUAGGGAAUAAAAAAUCUACAUCAUGUCUGAAUUAAAUAAUCGCAAACGGUUGGAGAAAAAACAGUAUUCUACAGAAGAUGAAUAUGAAGACACCAUGACAAAACCCCAUGCUGUACCCAUUGUGUUAGCAGACGAAGAUCAUUCGUUCAAAUUGGACGAAGAGGCACUCAAAAAAGUCCUAAUGAAAGAGGAGCUGAAGGACAGAUUCGUUGUAGUCGUGUCCGUAGCCGGUGCUUUUCGUCAUGGAAAAUCCUUUUUGCUCGAUUUCUUUCUUAGAUAUAUGAAUGCUAAGUACGUAUUAAAACAAAACACAUCAGAAUGGAUCGGCUCAGAGCAGACACCUCUGGAAGGUUUUUCGUGGAAAGGAGGCUCAGAAAGGGAUACUACCGGUAUACUCAUGUGGUCCGAAGUAUACACAACAGAAUUAAGUACAGGUGAAAAAGUGGCAGUAUUAUUAUUAGACACGCAAGGUACAUGGGACAGUAAAAGUACAGUCAAAGAAUGCGCUACAAUAUUCGCAUUAAGUACAAUGUUAAGUUCCGUACAAAUCUACAAUUUAUCCAGCAAUAUACAGGAAGACGACCUGCAACAUCUGCAACUUUUCACCGAGUACGGGCGGCUGGCAUUAGCCGAUUCUGGAACGACUCCUUUCCAGAGGUUGCAGUUCCUGGUUAGAGAUUGGCGCUUUCCGUACGAGGCUGCUUACGGUGCUGUGGGCGGACAACAGAUACUCCAGAAACGUUUAGAAGUCAACGAUCACCAACACACCGAGUUGCAAUCGUUGAGGAAACAUAUCAGUUCGUGUUUCACGGAAAUCGCUUGCUUUCUGAUGCCCCAUCCCGGGAUAAAGGUCGCUACCAGUCCUACGUUCGAUGGCCGACUAGCUGAGAUCGAUUCGGAAUUUAAGGACAAUCUGAAAAUACUGGUGCCGAUGUUACUAGCACCGGAAAAUUUAGUUCUAAAGAAAAUCAACGGGGAUAAAGUGAAAGUGAGAGAUUUCGUCCAAUACUGCAAAUCGUACAUGCAAAUUUACGAAGGAAACGAAUUGCCCGAGCCGAAGUCCAUGCUAGUGGCCACGGCCGAGGCGAAUAAUUUAUCAGCUGUGGCGGACGCCAAAGAGGUCUACAUAAGCAUGAUGGAGGAAGUUUGCGGCGGCGCUAAACCUUACCUGAAAACCGAAACGAUCGAAAGCGAGCACCGAAGGGUCAAAGAUAAGGCCAUCCACCAGUUCAACAGCAAGAAGAAAAUGGGAGGCGACGAAUUCAGUUUGAUAUACAAGGAUCAGUUGGAGAAGGAUAUCGAAGAGACGUUUAAUCAAUUCAAAGCGCAUAACGAGAGUAAGAACAUUUUCAAGUCCGCUCGUACUCCGGCCGUAUAUUUCGCACUUGCGGUUAUGUUUUAUAUCAUGUCCGGUUUGUUGGGUUUCAUAGGGAUAUAUUCGCUUGCUAAUCUCUGUAAUAUGGGAAUGGCGAUUUCGUUUAUAACGCUAGGAACUUGGGCUUAUGUUAGGUACAGUGGAGAAAUGAGAGAGAUUGGAUCGUACAUCGAUGAAUCGGCGAAUUUCAUUUGGGAAAACUUCCUGAAGACAUUGGUGCAAGGGUACGUCGAAAACGGUAUGCAACAGGUGGCUGCAGAAGUAGCUGAGAGAACAUUAAAGAACGCCACGCAAACGGUCGUAAAUGGUGGUAAAAAGAAUGCAUGAUUAGCGGUUUUAAAUAUACGUAAAUUAUUGAGGAGUCUCCGCGCUGUCGCUUUUUGUUACAUAUAUCGUUAGAAGGGUCCCGUGUCUAAAAAUUAUUCCAUGUUUUAUUAGUAGGAUUGUUGAAACUUGCCAUCGUUUUGAGAAAUUUUCCACAUGUACAGAUUUUAUCCUGCGUGUAACGUGUAUAUAUGUAACAUUUAUUUUAUUAUUAUAUUGUGAUAUCUCGGCAAUGUUGGUAUUAGAGUAAAUUUUUAUAUUUAUGUUAUAUUAAUAGAUGUUUUAUUUUAACCGAAUUUUCAUUUUCACAUGACAAUUGUGAUUGUUAAAUUUAAAUUACUAAAGGAAUUUCGUUACUUUAUUCAUUUUAUUCUCUUACUUGAACUAAGCCAACAAAUUUUAAUAAACUUGUUCAAUAUUGACUCUCGGAUUGUAUAAUUAUGUACAAAUUAGGAAAUUUAAGUACGUACAAAAUAAUUUGAACAAAAUUACUUUUAUUCGAUAUUUAUAGUUAAUUCAAAGGGAGUCAUUAUUCUAUUAUUUCAGUUGGUAUCGCCUAAUAAUAAUUAAAUAAGAACAUAAAUUUGGCCAAUAUACUGCAAGUAAUAAAAUUAAGGUUAAAACGGUUCUUGAAUAUACUUAUAGUUUUUAAUGCACUUGUUAUUUUAAUUAAUGGCAACUAGUGGAUUAAUAAUCCAAUAAUUGGUGCGAAUUUAUUUAUAUUGUACUUUAUAGCAAAAUUCCUGAUCUUGCCUGGAUGGUUUAUCAAAAUUUGUAUUCUUUUUCUUCUAUAUUAUAUUUACAUUAAGGCUAAAGAUAUACUAUAAUACCCUUAAUUUUAGAGUUUUUGUGUUUUUUAUGACUGGUUUUUUAAGAUAUUUUGAAAAUCCACCAUGAUACUUUAAUAAUCUCAUUGUGGAUUUUUGUGGUUGUAUUUAUAUUGGGUGGUUUUUAUUUUUGUAGUACUGACAUUGCAACAUUUACACCGAAGUGCCUCAUUAACCUCUAUGUACUAUAAAUUUUGUUGUGUUUUGUCUAUGUAAUUACUAGGUUGUUAUAAUUAGAUGUUUGAAAGUUUUCUCUAUGAAUUAAAAAGCCAUCAAAUUUGCUUUUAUUUUUUAUUUGAAACACUAUUGUUUCUUCCCGAUAAUUCUUCCAAGAAUUUAAUUUGUUUUGGUAUUUUUUUCAUACAUAAUAAUCGCACUUUUUCGAUCUAUGUGCCAAUAACUAUUUAAACUUUAAAUGAGUAAACUACAAAAAAUAUUUCUGGAAACAUUUAUCACGAUUAGUGAUGGAUGGCUUUUUAAUAGGUACUAGUUUAGGAUUAGUUAAAUUUGAAACAACAGCAAUCUUUAUCGAAGAAACGUACUAAUACGGAAUAAGUAAAAAUCAAUAAAACAAUAAUUAGGUCGUGAGUAUUAAUCGGUUUAAAUUUAAAAUGUAAAGUCAGCGGUGUUAAGCUCAAGAGUUCUAUUGUGUAAUUAAUUACAAUGUACAUUUGGUUUUGGUAAUAAAAUAUUUUUAAACAA